GCCAGCCGGAGGAGCGCGGCUUCAGUCGACUGCGGACUGUCUCCCGCGCAGCUGGGAGGUCCGCGCUCCGUGCGGAGAGGCAGGCGGGGCAGGCGUGGGCACUGCGCACGCGCGGGGAGCGGCCCCCGGAGAGCGCGCGCCGGCAGGAGUGUGCGUCGCGUGGCAGCAGGAUGGGCCUCUCGGCCGUGGCCCGGCUGUGGGGCCCGCUGGGGCUGCUCCUGACCUUCGCCCUGCACCCGGCUCUGUGCCUGGGCCCGGUCCAGACCUCGGCGCCCCGGUACCGGGACUACUGCGUCCUGGGCGCCGGGCCCGCGGGCCUGCAGAUGGCCUACUUCCUGCAGCGGGCCGGGAGGAACUACGCAGUGUUCGAGCGCGCCCCGCGGCCCGGCAGCUUCUUCACGCGCUACCCACGCCACCGCAAGCUCAUCAGCAUCAACAAGCGGCACACGGGCAAGGCCAACGCCGAGUUCAACUUGCGCCACGACUGGAACUCUCUGCUCAGCCACGACCCCCGGCUGCUCUUCAGACACUACUCCCGCGCCUACUUCCCCGACGCGGGCGACAUGGUGCGCUACCUGGGCGACUUCGCAGACCGGCUGGGGCUCCACGUGCUAUACAACACGACCAUUGCCCACGUCACUCUGGACAAGGACCCGCAGGCCUGGAACGGCCAUUACUUCAUCCUGACCGACCAGAUGGGCCACGCACACCGGUGCAGCGUGCUUCUUGUGGCCACCGGUUUGUCGGUCCCCAACCAGGUUGACUUCCCUGGCUCCGAAUACGUGGAGGGGUACGAGUCUGUGUCCGUGGACCCCAAGGACUUCGAGGGUCAGAAUGUGCUGAUCCUGGGGCGUGGGAACUCUGCCUUUGAGACGGCAGAGAACAUUUUGGGUGUCACCAACUUUAUCCACAUGCUGAGUCGCUCCCGGGUCCGGCUGUCGUGGGCCACCCACUACGUUGGAGACCUCAGGGCCAUCAACAAUGGCCUCCUGGACACUUACCAGCUGAAGUCCUUGGACGGGUUGCUCGAGUCCGACCUGACGGAUCUGGCUGUCGUGAAGGACCGUGAGGGCAAGUUUCACAUCACCCUGAAGUUCUUCCUGGAGGAAGGCAACCAGAGUGCCGACGCCGACGCCAUCACCCUCCCCCAGGAUGACAACGACAACUUUGCCAUGCGCGUGGCCUAUGACCGGGUCAUCCGCUGCCUGGGCUGGAACUUCGACUUCUCCAUUUUCAACAAGUCCCUCAGACUGUCUUCCGGGGGUGAGUUCAGCAAGAAGUACCCGCUGGUCAAAGCUAGCUACGAGUCCAAAGGAAGCCGGGGUCUCUUUGUCCUGGGCACCGCCAGCCACUCUGUGGAUUACCGGAAGUCGGCCGGUGGCUUCAUCCAUGGAUUCCGGUACACAGUGCGUGCUGUUCACCGCCUGCUGGAGCAGCGCCACCACGACGUCGCCUGGCCCUCCACUGAGCACCCCAUCUCGCAGCUGACCAGCUCCAUCGUCCGGCGCGUGAACGAGGCUUCUGGGCUCUACCAGAUGUUCGGUGUGCUGGCCGACAUCGUCCUGUUGAAAGAGAACACCACGGCAUUUGAGUACCUGGAGGAGUUCCCCAUGCAGAUGCUGGCCCAGCUGGAGACCAUCACAGGAAGGAAGGCCAGGCAUGGGCUGUUUGUCAUCAACAUGGAGUAUGGCAGAAAUUUCUCCGGGCCCGACAAGGAUGUCUUCUUUUAUGACCGGUCUGUGGGGCACACGGAAGACGCCUGGCAGUCUAACUUCCUCCAUCCCGUCAUCUACUACUACAGACACCUCCCCACCGAGCAGGAGGUGAGGUUCCGCCCUGCUCACUGGGCCCUGCCUCGGCCCACGGCCAUCCACCACAUCGUGGAAGAUUUCUUGACGGACUGGACCGCCCCGGUGGGGCAUAUCUUGCCUCUGAGGCGCUUUCUGGAGAACUGUUUGGACACUGAUUUGCGAAGCUUCUAUGCAGAAUCCUGCUUCCUGUUUGCCCUAACACACCAGAAGCUGCCGCCCUUCUGCCAGCAGGGGUACUUGAGAACGCAGGGGCUCGUGGGGACUGAGAGCCUCCGGCGGCACGGAGUGGAGAGUGGGCUCCUGCGGGACUAUGCCACUGUGGGCAGGCGCCAUGAGGACGGGGGCCGGGGGCUUCUGGGUGGCUUCCAGGCCCCAGGGCCUCCGGUCCAGGCCCUCGACAGCAACAAGGAGGAGCUGUGACCGCCAGGCUGCUCCCACCCAGGCCCAGCGCCAGCCACUCAGAUCGUCGCGGUGACCAAGGCCACUCUGAGGGGUAGCCAUGCAGUGGUCGCCCCUCCGGUCUGGUCCUUGGGUGCCUGGGAGGCGGAGUCCCGAGAAGGGCAUGCUCUGCCCGGUGAGAGCCACAUUCACAGCCACGCCUGUCUGCAAGUGAACUGUCACUGGGCACCAGGCUGGCUCGAUUCUGUCCUCAUCAAGUGCCCACCGGUCCCAUUUCCUUCUGGUCUACUCGUCAGAUGAACCGAGAUCCCGCCUGCCUGCAGACUGUGUCACAGGUGGAGCUGUCCUCUUCAUAAGGGUUCAUGGCAGGCACUUUAAACCGAAGCUCUAAUAGCCUCAACCUUCUGGGGCGGGUGGGACUGUCGCCCCUAUGAAGACAUCAGCUCAGAGAGCUUAGGUGACUUCCAGGGUCCCUCCAGGCAUCCCUGUUUGGAUCCCCUGAGGCCUGUGCCACUCUGCCCACCUCACCACUCUGCCUCGCCCCACCCCCACCUCUGUUUCCAGAACCCAGGGGGGGCCGGCCCAGCUUUAUCAUUGUAGGCCUGGCUGCUGUCACCAGGCAGAGACGGGACAGCUCCUGCAAAGCCACCUUAUCUACGUGGGUUUCUGCCUGAGUGGCAGGACUCAGACCGGUGCCCGCCCCAAGACUGCACUCCCUGACUUGUAUCUUCAACGUCUGUUUCUCCUCUUUCCUCCUCGACACCUUCCCCCUGCCCCACUCCUGCCCUCUGAAAUCCUGAACACUACCUUGCCUCUGGUUUGCCUGAGCAAGGCCUGUGAAACUGUCAUCAUGCGUGCAGUGAGGAUUCUGUCUGAGGACAUUCACCCGCUGUUUGUACAGAGAGCCUCGCUCAGUGUGUGCAGGGAGGCAUUUCUAACUGCAUUUGUGUGACAACGACCAUGCCUUUACUUUCUGGUUGCCCUGGCUGUUCUCAGUCUUCCUCACCAGGACUCUGCCCCCUGCCUACACUCCCGUCAGGUACUUUUGUCUCAGGUAGGAGUAGGCCAUAGAAAGCAUUUGUACAGGAAAUAAUCAGGGAGAUUUUUUUCAAAGCCCAGGACCGUAGAUGAUUGCUUUUUCAUCGGUUCUUAUGGGUCCCUGUAUCCACUCAGAAUUCAAGGAACACCGGCUUUCUGGAUCCAUGGCCCUUUUCUGGAAACAUCCUCUUGGCCUCAACCACCAGGCGCACUUCCUGUCUGCAAAUGCGUCUUGCUCCAGUCUUGUGCAGUUAGAACAGUGACACCCGGCAGCCCGAGCCUGUUGGGGAGGUGCUUACCCUGUGACAAUACCUGGCAUAGCUUGCCUGAGGGCAGAAAGCUCUAAAGAUUUCUCCCUGAUCCCAGAGUGUUGGGUUCACCAUAUUUCUUACAGAUGAUACGUAAACCAGAUUUGGGGCCCGUCAGCGCCCCCCUCCUUUUCCCAGACCUUUUUAAAAAAUCUUUUCACUAGGACUGUUCCCAUAAUGUCAAACCCUGCCUCACACAUCACACCUCACCAGCCACUGAAGGUAGCUGAGCGCCUUGUGCCAAUCAAAGUUCAAGGUGCUGCAACAAAUAAUUCACGGGCGCCUAACGAUGUGACAUCUGCUGCUUCUCCCGUCAUCUGCCAAACUGUUAAUUCCACCAAAACUUCAGCCAGCCUUGUUCAUGUUUCAUAAGACGUGGCUUCAUGGUUCAGCUGAUUAGAGAUGCCGUCCCUGGUAUUCUCCUUGUAAGACUGGUCAGUAAUUUGGAAAAGAAAAUAAAUCUUGUUUCAAAUCCCUAUUUCAUACUAUACUUGAGAAUUAAUUCCAGAGCAAUUUUUUAAAAAGAUUCUAUUUAUUCAUUUGCUAGAGCACAACUAAGCAGAGCAGCAGGCAGAGGAAGAGGAGAAGCAGGCUCCCCACCUUGCCGGGCUGGGUCCCAGGACCCUGGGAUCAUGACCUGAGCCAAAGGCAGGCGCUUAACCAACUGAGCCACCCAGCUGCCCCAAUUCCAGAGCAAUUUUUAAGAGCCAUAUAGAAACUGGAGGUGAUGAGGGGGUGUUAGAAUAAAAGAAAGGACCGUCCAACUUCAGAAGCAAUGGGGUAAUUCCCCAGAGGAAAAUGUUUAACAUUUCCAGUCCAUACUUAAUUUUUUAAAAUUUAUUUAAAUUCCAGUUACUUAACAUACAGUGUAAUAUCAGUUUCAGGUGAAAUUUCUUCUUUUUUUUUUUUUUUAACUAAUCUCUACACCCAGCAUGGGGCUCAAACUCGCAACUCUGAAGUCAAGUGUCAUGCUCUCCACUGACGAGCCAGCCAGGCGCUCUCCCCCCCCUCCGCCCCGCCCAUACUUAACUAAUGUGACUAACGUGACCAUUUAAAGAAAAGGAUAAAAAUUAAAAGGCAAA
Molecule: messenger RNA, 4638 nt
Organism: Ailuropoda melanoleuca (giant panda)
Lineage: Eukaryota; Metazoa; Chordata; Mammalia; Carnivora; Ursidae
Gene: FOXRED2
Product: FAD dependent oxidoreductase domain containing 2
Exons: 9
Coding region: 171-2231 (686 amino acids)
Biological process (GO): ERAD pathway
Cellular component (GO): endoplasmic reticulum lumen
Molecular function (GO): flavin adenine dinucleotide binding; monooxygenase activity
Source: RefSeq, a predicted model, not a curated record